Arachis ipaensis is the source of this 939-nucleotide messenger RNA. The record is from RefSeq and is a predicted model, not a curated record. Lineage: Eukaryota; Viridiplantae; Streptophyta; Magnoliopsida; Fabales; Fabaceae.
AUGGUUCCAUGUAGGUCCGUGCCUGGCUGCAACUCAAACAUGUCACAUGUGACCAUGCAAGACAGUUUGCUAGGCCAUAAUGUCCUCACGAGGAUAGGAAACAAAAAUUUUAGUAUUUUCCUCACACGACCCAUUAAUCCAUUCACUCUUCCCCCAUCCUCCAAAAUCCAUCUCCGCGUCCCCCGCCCCCACAACCACCGCCUCCCCACCAUAACCGCCGCCAUUUCCCGCACCAAGAAGGAAGCCACCGUCGAAACCGUGAAACAGCAGCUCGAGAAUUGCUACCUCCUCGCCGGCAUCAACUAUAAGGGAUUCACCGUGAAGCAGUUCCAGGAGCUCCGAAAAUCCCUCCCCGAAACCACGAAGCUCAUCGUCGCGAAGAACACGCUCGUGUACAAGGCGGUGGAGGGCACGCGCUGGGAGACCCUGAAACCCUGCAUGAAGGGCAUGAACGUGUGGCUCUUCGUCCACACGGAGGAGAUCCCUGCUGCCAUUAAACCCUACAGAGACUUCCAGAAAGAGAAGAAGCUCGAAGACAACGAUUUCACCGGUGGAGUCUUCGAAGGCAAGUACUACGGCCCCGAUGAGUUCAAAACGCUUGAGACUUUGCCCACGCGCGCUGAGAUUUAUGCCAAUUUAUUGGGAUCAUUGAAGAGCCCCGCCUCUGCUCUCGUCAGCACUCUUCAGGCUCCGGCCAGGGACGUUGUGAUGGUUCUCAAGGCCUAUGUCAAGAAGCUCGAAGAGGAGGCUGGUGCCGCCCAAUCAUAGCAUAGUUUAAACUGUAUGUUGAUCUUGUUUUGAUAUUUGAUUGUUUAAUUGCAUUUGAGUUUGAACGUGCUCUAUUUAUAUAUAUAAUAUAUAUGUAGAUUGAUUGGUUAAUGUAUUUUGAUUGUAAUUGAAUCAAGGAUUCAGAAAGGGAAAAUCUUUUGGAAUGGAUAA